Puccinia graminis f. sp. tritici CRL 75-36-700-3 is the source of this 570-nucleotide messenger RNA. RefSeq lists its product as uncharacterized. Bases 1 to 570 code for a protein of 189 amino acids. Lineage: Eukaryota; Fungi; Basidiomycota; Pucciniomycetes; Pucciniales; Pucciniaceae. The record is from RefSeq and is a predicted model, not a curated record. The transcript is spliced from 2 exons.
AUGAACUGUGUCCUACCCUCAGACGUUGACUGGGAGGCUGCUCCUCGAUUCUGGGCAAAGCAUCUCACGGAAAAGACUAUAUCCAGAUAUGUAAUUCAAGACCUCAUGGCAGAGAUGUGUGCCAAAAAGCCAAAUAAGACUCUUAACUUCAACGGAGAGGAGGCCCCGGACGUCAAGCUUCACCCAUCUUUCCAGGAGAAGGCAGAUUCCUUGCAAUCGAAGCUCAUGGGUAGCUGGCCGGAUACGAUUGAAGACCACUACCAAAAAAAGGCAAAACAACCACCAAAAACGACAACUGACUACUCCAAUGACAAGGACAGCGACUCCAAGGCCGAGGAAAGCAACAAAGAAGACAGCGAUGAGGAGGCUGGAGAAGAGAAGGAAUCGGAUGAUGAGAGUGACGAGGAGGAAGAGGCCGCGGAAUCAAGAGUAUCCCAGGUCCCACCGGUCCCACCAACUAAGACUGGGAAGAGUCGAAGCAGUGACGGUAGUUCUUCCUUAUCAGAUCUGCCGUCAGAAGAAGAACCAGAAAGCAGUGCGACAGACCCACGUCGCGACCCCAGUGAAUAA